UCGCUGCACAGAAAUUAGAUCCCGAAACACACGCAUUGUGGGAAGAAAAGAUUCCAGUUGAGGAGUUACCCACGUGGACGGAUAUGGCUACGUUCUUGCAGAGGAGAUGUCAAACAUUAGAAAAUGUGACUCAUGCUAUGGUAACAAAAACACCUAGCACACAGGGUUGUGCGAUUUGUCAAAAGCAUAACCAUAUUGUGUACACGUGCCCACUAUUCGCAAGUUUGAGUCCAAGUGACAGGUGGAAGGAAGCCAAAAGAGCACAUCUGUGCAUAAAUUGUCUCAAACCAGGACAUCAGGUGCAGCAAUGUAAAUCUUCUACAUGUCGUUGUUGUUCCAUGAAGCAUCAUACCCUGCUGCAUUUUACUCAAGUCCACCCAGCCGCAGCUGGUAUUUCUGAAACCACACCUGGUCCAUCACAGCCAGCUGUCCUCGUCACAAGGACAUCAAAAAGUCGCUCACCUUCACCUCAGUCACGCUCUUGUUCAACUGAAUGUGUGCUUCUUGCAACUGCUAUUGUUUUCGUUCGCAACAGUGUCGGAUCGCUAAUACCAUGUCGCGCGAUCCUCGAUUCUGCUUCACAAAUCAACUUUAUAACGACGAGAUUAGCAAAUCAAUUACAAAUUAAAAAAUCUAAAUCAUCGUUAGCAGUUUUCGGUUUCGGAGAUUCGGAAUUUAUUGUUAAUUCUAGCGUCAACAUUUCAAUUCAUUCUGUACAUAACAGCUUCAGUGCCAAUUUAGAAUCUGCCGUAACUCCAACAAUCACCGAUUAUCAGCCAAAUUAUCCACUCGAAAUCUAUGAUUGGGAUAUUCCAGCGAAUAUCAACUUAGCUGAUCCCGAGUUUCAGAAGCCCCAACGUGUGGAUCUUCUCAUAGGUGCAAGCAUAUUUUUUGAUUUGAUUGCAUUGGUCAAAUUCGUUUAA
This is a messenger RNA of Bactrocera tryoni, 923 nucleotides long. RefSeq lists its product as uncharacterized. Gene Ontology annotation, molecular function: nucleic acid binding; zinc ion binding. The transcript is spliced from 2 exons. Lineage: Eukaryota; Metazoa; Arthropoda; Insecta; Diptera; Tephritidae. The coding region runs from base 84 to 923 and encodes 279 amino acids. The record is from RefSeq and is a predicted model, not a curated record.